Rotaria sp. Silwood2 is the source of this 540-nucleotide messenger RNA. The record is from the annotation of a GenBank genome assembly. Lineage: Eukaryota; Metazoa; Rotifera; Eurotatoria; Philodinida; Philodinidae.
AUGUGGCAUGAUGAGCAUGUUCUUCAAUUGAAUUUUACAUCUAGUCAAUAUAAUUUACUUGGUGAAAUUAAAACAAUCUUAGAUAUAUCAUCGACUCGUGAUUCAACAAUGAAGAAGAAAGAACAAUUGCCGUCUCAACCAGUUCCCGUGUCCAAGAAUGACCAAAGUCAAGAACAACAACUUGUUCAACGAAUUAAUAUUCUUGAACAAUGUUUACAUGAUAUGGACAAGUAUGAAGAGCAAUUAAUAGCUUUUUGUGGUUUAUGGGAAGAUUAUCCUCAUAAUCGUUAUCGCAUGGAAUUUUGUAUUGAGAUGGGUCAAUUAAUUGGUUAUUCCAACAUUAAUAAUAGCAAAGCAUUAGCAAGUUAUGAUGGUCGUAUAAUAAAUAUGAUUAUUGUAUAUCCAAAAGAAACAGGUCGUUCAUUAGAUCAUUAUCGGGGUCGUCUUGGUUGGAAUCGAAAAUAUAUUGUAUGGGAAAAAGAAGAUUCUUCUCGUGAAAGUGGUUGGCGUUCAACUCGACGAUGGAUCAAAAUUGAAUAA